AGUCUGCGAAGGAUCGGCGAGACAAGAUGAAGGUUGCUGUAGUUCUGUGUUUCGUGGCGACUUUAACUGUUGCUGCCGCCUUGCCUCCCCCUGGUGGCUUUGGAGGCGCCAUGCCCCCGGCAGCGGCAGGAGCCUUCGUCCACUCCCCGGCCAUGGUCCAGUCCUUCGUCCCGACGCCCGAGGAGAUCAACGCCCUCAACGCCCUCCACUCCACGCCCGCCCCCGCCACCAUCCCCGCCCCUGUAGUCGCUCCGGGAGCUCCCACGGCGCCACCGACCAUGCCUCCCGCUGUAGCCAACUUGGUGAAGAAGUACCAGGCCGCCGCCGCUGCCUUCAUGCCUCCUGCCGCUGGCGCCGCCUAAGGACCCUCUUCUGAAUUUGGAACAUUGGCUCGAUGAAUGGGAAUGUGCUGGGCACUUUCAUUACGGUAAAUAACAGUAUGCUAGUCAUAUCAAUAAAGUUACAUGAAUUCAA
Molecule: messenger RNA, 474 nt
Organism: Penaeus indicus
Lineage: Eukaryota; Metazoa; Arthropoda; Malacostraca; Decapoda; Penaeidae
Exons: 4
Coding region: 27-362 (111 amino acids)
Source: RefSeq, a predicted model, not a curated record